GUGCAGCUGGGUCCAACUCGAGGGGUGUGUGUGGCAUUUCAUUAUCUCACGUACGUAGACGUGAGAAGAUCGGCCGGGCGUGGGACAGAGGGCGAUGCAAUCACACGUGCAAUCGUCUCAGCUUUGCCCGGGCGCACCCAAUCAGGCGUCGGCUCGUAUUGGCAGAGGGGGGAUGCCUGCGUCUGUCGAAACGCAGCGCGACGUCAGGCUGCGAUCUUCACCACCACCUGUGACAUGGAGAUUGAUGGGAAAUGUUGUUAUUGUUGCCCGGCAUUCUGUCAUCCCCCCGCCUUUUCCCUCAUGCUGGGCUAAUAAGACGAGCCAGCGGGAGUGCCCGUCGAGCCUCGCGUCAUCCCCUCACUCUCCCCUGCAGCGGGACGACGGUGCGGCCAUCAACACCAGACAUUCCCUAUACAACCAUGUCCACACCUACCUAGACAUACAUCCCUUCCAUCCAUCCUCCCUCGCACCACACACACACACACACACACCCAGCCAACCAGGCAUGAAUGGCUGUGAGACCCUCCCCCCCUCUUAUACCACCACCGUAUAUAUAGCUCCGUAUCAUGACACGCGCCCUACCCGCGCAACCAUCCCUUCAUCUACCCUUGUACGAAGCGGCCUGGUCCGCGCUGCCAGUACACGGACAAGAUGCACCCAAGAUACAUCUACAAUAUGCAGCAAGGGCGAUCUUUCUAUUACCAUGGCUUCGUUUUACGCCCGUAUCCUGCCCGCCGGGUCUUGGUCCGCCCGCUCGCUCUCCACUCCGCAUGGUCUUCUCUCACAUGCUCGACGCGGCAGAGAGCGAGCGUGCGGAAGUUCCAUGUUCCGCCUGCCGAGUAGGUAGUCGUGAUACCUAAGGUAGUUUCCCGUCAACUGUCAAUUUUGACUUUCAACGCCAAAAAUAGGCGCGCAUAUACGAGCGUGUUGGCUGUCAAUGUCAAACAACGCCCUCGUCUGACGCAGGAUUCUUUUCUCGACCAGCAGUGCCAUCCUCGAGGAUUCAACGCGACCCCAGCAAACCUUGAACUGCCG
Molecule: messenger RNA, 1035 nt
Organism: Aplosporella prunicola CBS 121167
Lineage: Eukaryota; Fungi; Ascomycota; Dothideomycetes; Botryosphaeriales; Aplosporellaceae
Exons: 1
Coding region: 95-847 (250 amino acids)
Source: RefSeq, a predicted model, not a curated record